AUGUCACAAGAGGCCAACCAACCGCCGUCAGCCUCCGCGCUCAUGGAUCUGCCCACCGAGAUCCUCCUCGGCAUCAUCGCCCAGCUCGGGGCGCGGGACGUCACCGCGCUUUCGGCAACCUGCACCACCAUGACCAACCUUUGCGACCCGGUCCGCUACCGUUGCGUCAGUCUCCGAUCCAGGAGGAAUUGCACCAGCCCGCAGGCUCUCGUGCGGCGACAUGUGUGCCUCCUCCGUGCUAUCCUGCGACGACCCCAUGUGCUCCAGUACAUCAAGACCCUCCUCGUGAAGACGAAAUGGAGGGGUCACGACGGAGGUAGCGCGCGCGCGAGAGCCCUCAUGGUCUUUGAGCAGUCCAGUGGCCCAACGGACAAGGGUAUCAAAGAGUGCCUGCGCGAGAUGCGGCUCCAGGAACCGGAGGCCCUUAGUCUACAUCGAUUGCCUGCGGCAAGCAGGGCACUGGUGGACGUCUGCCUCUCCGAACGCCGGCAGCGCCGGCAGAGGGGCGAAGACGAACGCAACUGGGCCGAGGACUUGGAACAGGCGUGGUCCUCGUCGGAAGAUAUCAAGGCCUUGAUCGCGUGCCUCACGCCCAACCUCAAGACUAUAAACUGGCUUGGGACAUGCAGCUCAGGCAGGUUUUUGAAAACGUUUCGGGAUAAUGUCGACGCUGUGUAUGCAGACCCGCGGUUCAGACAUAUGCUGCAGCAUCUGGUACGCUACCCAUACUUUAAUUUUGGACAAGUGUGCGAGAAGUGCGGGCGGAAUCAUGCCGCGGAAUCAUAG
Parascedosporium putredinis is the source of this 786-nucleotide messenger RNA. Lineage: Eukaryota; Fungi; Ascomycota; Sordariomycetes; Microascales; Microascaceae. The record is from the annotation of a GenBank genome assembly.